AUGCUUUCCGCUCGCUCGCUCCUUCGCUCCUCGCUCGGCCAGUUCGUCGCUGCUACCGCUUUCAAGGCGCUCGACUGUGCUACUGCGACCGUCCUCUCCAGCGCCUCGAGUCUCAUGACUUGCUUCGAGACUGCUCCUGUCGCCUCGAAGACUCGCUCCUCCUUCUUCGAGCCGACUCGCGCAAAGCCCGCUGCCCCCGCUCUCUCGCUCGUCACCCCUCUCGCCGUCACCUCCGCCGCCUGUCCUCGCGACUCGCUCACUGCGCUCGAUGCUCCGGUCAUGCCAAUCGACACUUCCGCGGCGAAGGAGCUCACCAUCGACGUUGCCGCGCAUGCCUCCUCGCUCGACAUCCCUGAGCCCCCUUCGCCAACUCUCUCGGCAGCCUCGUCCAUCUCGUCCGCCCUGUCCUCGCCUGUCUUCAACUCGGACGCCUCGUCCUUCGCCUCGUCGCAAGUUGAGGAGGUCCAGCGCUCGGACGCCUACUGGAUCAAGCGUGAGGUGCUUGACGAACUCCUCGCUUGCGUCGAGAAGAAAGUCGGCAGGAAUGGCUCCAUCGGCGACAUCCCGCUCGACGAUAUCGAAGCGUACGGUAUCGCCUUGAUCGAGAUGGAGGAGUCGUAUGAGCUCGCGUUGGAGGCGUCGCGCGGCAUCAACAAGGUCGAGGAGGACAAGAUUGAGCGCGAGGACCGUUUCUACUGCCGCCUCGACAAUCACAUCAACGCCUGGCUCGUGCGCCAGCUCUACAACCUUGACGCCCUUCCUCCCUUCGAUCCGACGCGCCCCGUCGCCCAGACCUUCUCCCCCUCGCGCCUCGCUCGCCGCCUCGACUCGAACGACAACGUCGUCGACAUGCGCACCCUCCGCGCCCACCUCUCCCUCCCUCUGCCCAUUCGACAGACGAUGGAGAAGCUUCCCCGCGAUUGCUGCCCUGGCACAUCCAACCUCCGCGUCGAGCUCGCCAAGCGGUUGUGCAAUCUCGCCGAGUACAAGGCUCAGCAGCGAGCUCAGCGGGCGUUUGUCGCACGCGGUCGACCUGCACGAGGACCUGCGAAGCGCGCGAUGCCCAUCGCGCAGCGCAGGGUCCCGUCGAGCGCACCUCGCUUCGACUAA
Messenger RNA from Rhodotorula toruloides NP11, 1110 nucleotides. RefSeq lists its product as uncharacterized. Lineage: Eukaryota; Fungi; Basidiomycota; Microbotryomycetes; Sporidiobolales; Sporidiobolaceae. The record is from RefSeq and is a predicted model, not a curated record. Bases 1 to 1110 code for a protein of 369 amino acids. The transcript is spliced from 2 exons.